Messenger RNA from Drosophila willistoni, 3836 nucleotides. RefSeq lists its product as uncharacterized. The record is from RefSeq and is a predicted model, not a curated record. Bases 16 to 3351 code for a protein of 1111 amino acids. Lineage: Eukaryota; Metazoa; Arthropoda; Insecta; Diptera; Drosophilidae. The transcript has 9 exons. Gene Ontology annotation, molecular function: protein tyrosine kinase activity; ATP binding. Gene Ontology annotation, biological process: protein phosphorylation.
GGUGGAGUUACGAAUAUGGUGACAACAAUUAAAAUAACCUGCGAUGGGGUUUUCAUCCAAUCCAAUUCGUAUCUUAUGCCUACAACUGGACAACGGAGAACAGGAACAAAAUCACCUGAAGAAGAAGAAGAAGGAGCUGCUGCUGCCAAUAGAUCCUCAUUAUCAUCAUCAUCGACAACAUCAUCGAAAUCGAUUUUAGCGGCUAAGAUUUUAAAUUCAGAAAGUGAUAAUUCUCAGACAAGUCAAAAUUCUAUAACAAAACGCAACAACGGAGUCGGACAGGCUCAUCAGCGGAGCCAGGACUUACGUAAACGUUAUUACUUUGGUAGCAAGGACAUUUAUUGGUGCAAACAAAGUUUGAGUUCGGGUCUAACACGUAGUGCCAGUAGUUUGACUCACAAGGAGGCCAUUUAUGGGGGUUCCACUGUUGCCUCUCCUCACAUUAUAGCCAAAGCGAGACGUAAACCGUUGCAAUUGUGCAGUAGCAGCAGCUUAAGUGCUGCCUAUGCUCCACCUAAACGCAAGGAAUUCUAUUUUUGUGAUAAAUAUGCACCACCAGGAACAGCAACAACAACAACAUCAUCAUCACAAGAAGCAACUAGAACUGGAGCAAACGAAAAACCCAAUGGCAAGAGUCUAUCACAGUCUCGUUCAAGCACCGCCUCACCAUCCCCAGCGCAGCCCAUCGAUCGAGCAUACUUAUUGAAUUUCUUACGCUCUGCCCAACGUAAAUUUCAAGUAGCCAAGCUAAAAUCGGAGCCAACUCAAAGUAGUAAUAAUAAUAAUAAUAAUACCAAAGAAAAAUCAAAUAGAGGAAAAUCUCAAAGUCGGAAAAUACUCAAUCAGCCGACAACGGAGCAUCAUCAUCAUUACAACAAUAGUGUAUCGUUGCCCCCCAUAAUACGCACUGACGAUUGGUUUGACGAAGAAGAAGCUGUAGCAAGCAGGCCACAACAACUAAACGAAGAAAGAACAAAACAAACUGUUGAAGACAAAAAGGAGAAAGAAAAUCAAGUGAAGGAGGAGGAGGAGAAGAAGGAGGAAAGUGAGAAGGAGAAGCAAAAGCAAAUCGAUCCACUGAUCACAGUUGAGAUCAAACAGGGACAACUAAAGUUAUUGGAAUCGGAAACGCUAAACGCAGAAACGAAACUUAGUGCUAUGAAUAGUCACGCCACGGCCACACAAAACGGACAAACAACGGUCGUUGGACAUCAUCGAGGUUUCUCACAGCCAUCGGUAACGGUUGCGGCAGCGACUGCAGCAGCCGGUGGUAGCACAGCAGGUGAUCCAUGGUUUCUGCAGACAACUGGGCAUCAAAUGCCACCCACAGCACCGCUGAGACAUAAUAAACGACCUGCGCCACAGCCAAAUGUGACGUCGGCGGGUGGUGUCGGUGUUGGUGGAGCAGCCGCCGCAAUUCUCUUACAUCAGCAACAGUUAAGCCAAUCCCAGCCUCAUAUAGUGCCCCCAAGCAUACCGCCACAUCACCAUCAUCAUCAUACAGGAGUCGGGCAUACAUCAGGAGGAACGGCGGCAGCUUUGCAUUUGUCAUCGCAUGCUUUAAAUAGUCAUAAUUUAAUCAGCAAUCAUUCGCCCAAAUCCCCCAACCAGAUACAGCAGCAGCAGCAGCAGCAGCAGCAUACGACGACGUCAAACCUCUCCACCUUUGCCCCUGUAGCAGCAUCAGUGGCUGCCCCGCCAUUAACAUCGGCUACUGCCACGCAACCAGCCUCAGUUACAGCUGCUGCCGUUGCAGCGGUAACCCAACAGCAACAGCAGCAACAUCUUCAGCUAUUGGCCAAUUGUGCUUCCAGUAAUAGUAACGCCAAUUUAAUGUCCUCCUCGAUGAAUGCAGCCCAAUUGCAAUCGCUUCAUGCCUCUGAACGAGCUCUCCCACCAAAGAGUUUAGCCCUGAGUAGUGGUGGCAUCGGCGGUGGCAGCAACAUGUUGCUCCAUACCGUUGGCAGCAGCAGCAGCAACCCUUCCACAUUACAACAACAACAACAGUCCGCAUCCGCUGUCGUGGGCAGUAGCAGCGGUGGUGGCGGCGGCACUGCCAUGUCCACUUCUCUGCAUAGCUUUGAUAUCAAUGGUGGUGGUGUAGCAGCAGCGGCGGGGGCGGCAUCUAGCUCUUGGUCAAGUGGUUCCACUACGGCCAUGAACUAUUCAUCCCUCUCGCCCACUGCUGCCUUGGGGCCACAACAGUUGAGAAAAUGUGAGGUCAAGCUGAAUGCAAUGCCUUGGUUCCAUGGCAGCAUAACACGCGAUGAGGCCGAACAUUUACUCCAACCACGUGAAGAUGGCCUCUUUCUAGUGCGCGAAUCGACUAAUUUCCCCGGGGACUAUACGCUCUGUGUUUGCUUUCAAUCGAAGGUCGAGCAUUAUCGUGUUAAGUAUCUGGAAAACAAACUAACCAUAGACGAUGAGGAAUACUUUGAGAAUCUGGGACAACUUGUGGCGCACUAUGAAGCGGAUGCAGAUGGUCUUUGCACUCAGCUGGUGAAAUGUUUACCGAAAUUGGGUAAACAAGAGUUUUGCAUCAACUCCAAAGAUUUUGUGGACAAGGGCUGGGUCAUACCCGAAGAGGACUUGCAGCUAAGAGAAAGCAUUGGCAAAGGCGAAUUCGGCGAUGUCAUGCUGGGCAUAUUACGCAAUGAAAAAGUGGCGGUCAAGGUGCUUAAAGAUGAGGGAGCAGUGCAAAAGUUUCUAGCCGAGGCAUCGGUCAUGACGACGCUAGAACAUGAGAAUCUGGUCAAAUUUGUUGGCCUGGUAUUCACCAGUAAACAUUUGUUUUUGGUUACGGAAUAUAUGAGCAAAGGAUCACUGGUUGAUUACUUGCGUUCGCGAGGACGGCAGCAUAUAACCAAAAAGGAUCAAAUCAAUUUUGCCUUCGACACUGCCUCGGGCAUGGAGUAUUUGGAAGCGAAAAAGGUGGUACAUCGAGAUCUGGCAGCCCGUAAUGUUCUGAUAUCCGAAGACUGUGUGGCCAAGGUAUCUGAUUUUGGUUUGGCACGCGAAGAAUGCUAUAAUCUUGAUGUGGGCAAAUUGCCAAUUAAAUGGACAGCGCCUGAGGCGCUAAAGAAUGGCCGUUUCUCAAACAAAUCAGACAUGUGGAGCUUUGGCAUAUUGUUAUGGGAAAUCUACUCUUUUGGUCGUGUACCAUAUCCCAGAAUUCCAUUAGCUGAUGUAGUGAAACACGUUGAAGUUGGCUAUAAAAUGGAAGCACCUGAAGGCUGUCCGCCAGAGAUCUAUGAAAUGAUGCGUCAGGCAUGGGAUCUAAAUCCAAUAAAGCGACCGACAUUUGCGGAACUUAAAGUAAAGCUGCAGUUAUUAAAUCAAGCAACCGCGUGAUGAGAUGAGCAAGGCAAGCACAUGCAGAUGCUUGAUUUAUAUACUUAUACCGACGACACACACACAACCAGACUAUGACAUUAACACUAACACCAACACUGAACGCAACAAUUUUUUCGUACCAAUUAAUUGAAACAGAAAAAAAAAGAAAAAACAUUUAUUUAAGUAUAAGUUUUUUGUUUGUUUGUAAGAGAUGAAAUGAAACCCAACACAAUCAAGCAAUGUUAGUGAAGUUGCUCCAGCUCCCCCAAUCAACCAGAAAAUGAUGAUAACGAAAGCAACUCUUUAGUGUUAUUUACCUAUUAUUCUUAACUACUAUACCUACUAUAAUAAUUAAUAUAAAUACAUAUAUAUAUAUAUAAAUUGAUAUAAAUUAUAUUAUCGUACAUUACAUUAUGUGUUAACCUGUAGAUUUAUUAUAUUAUAGUAGCGAGUUGUUCAUAUUUCAGGCCCAAAAGAGAACAUAACUAAAAUUGUCCCCAAUU